Culicoides brevitarsis is the source of this 2787-nucleotide messenger RNA. Its product is annotated as aminopeptidase N-like. Gene Ontology annotation, cellular component: cytoplasm. NCBI's taxonomy places the organism in Eukaryota, Metazoa, Arthropoda, Insecta, Diptera, Ceratopogonidae. The record is from RefSeq and is a predicted model, not a curated record. Gene Ontology annotation, molecular function: peptide binding; zinc ion binding; metalloaminopeptidase activity. The transcript has 6 exons. Gene Ontology annotation, biological process: peptide catabolic process; proteolysis. The coding region runs from base 1 to 2787 and encodes 928 amino acids.
AUGAAUGAUCGAAGUCCCAUCAGCCAUGUAACCAUCGAUAAGAUAAAGUCUGAAACACUCGAUGACCAACAUUCCUAUCGCUUGCCGAACAAUACGAAGCCCAUCAACUACGAAGUGCAUCUCACGACAAAUAUCGACAAAGGAGACUUUGAGUUCGAUGGUCGGGUUGUCAUUACGUUGGAAGCACUUGAGGAAACGGACAACAUUACGAUCCAUUAUCGGCAAGUAACGAUCCAAGAUGUUCAAGUUAAGGACAGUUCGGGAAAAGAAGUGAAAAUUAGUGGGUUGCCGAUGUACGACGAUGUGACGGAACAUUAUGUGGUUUUUGUCGAUAAAUUGUCGAAAGGGUCGCAGUAUAAAAUGACGAUUGAUUAUAAUGCGACACUGAGAGACGAUCUUGCUGGUUUUCAUAAAUCUUCUUACAAGAAUGAGGAGGGAGAGACAGUAUGGCAAGCUGGCACCCAUUUCGAGCCUCAUAACGCUCGUCAUGGCUUCCCAUGUUACGAUGAACCCGCAUUGAGAGCUACUUUUGACAUUUCCAUCACUCAUGCGAGCACUUAUCACGCAGUUUCCAACAUGCCUGUGAAAGAAAUCAAAAAGGAAACAGAUGACAUGGUUACAACCGUUUUCGAACAAACAAUUCCAAUCCAAACCUAUUUAAUCGCUUUUGUCGUUUCUGACUUUUCUUACGUCUCCUUUAACAAAUCCGACGGCAUCCCUUACCAACUUUUCGCUAAACCCUCCGCGAUUCGUCAUGGCGAAGGAGAUUUCGGAUUAAUUGCCGGCGAACGAAUCCUCAUGAAUCAAGAGCAGUAUUUCGCUACCAAAUACGCGCUUCCCAAAAUGUCACAAAUUGCGAUGCCCGACUUUGGAGCUGGCGCCAUGGAAAAUUACGGAAUUGUCAUCUACGCCCAAAGUUUGCUGCUUUACGACGAAACUGAGGCAGAUGUCGAUCAAAAGCACGCCGUUGGUCACAUUAUCGCGCACGAAUUCGCCCAUCAGUGGUUCGGAAAUCACGUGGCGCCCAAAUGGUGGAGUUAUUUGUGGUUAAACGAGGGAUUUGCGACACUUUAUGCUGCUCAUACGAUGUCGCUCGUUUAUCCAGAGUUCAGAGAUAUUGAUUUGUUUGUGUUGAGUAAUUUGCAGCAAUCGGCGAUGAGAGCAGAUGCGACAGGAGUUUCGAGACCAAUGACGUUCUACGUGGAGAAUCAUCAAGGCAUUAGGAAUCUUUUUGAUGACAUUUCGUACUCGAAAGCUGCCUGCGUUUUACGAAUGUUCCAACAUACCUUGACCGAAGAAACCUGGCGAAAGGGCUUGAAAUAUUACUUAGAAGACAUGAAAUUCAAAGCUGCUGAUUCCGACGACUUCGCACGAAACCUCCAAAAAGCCGCCGACGAGGACAAAUUCGAACUUGUCACAAUGAAAGCAAUGGUCGACUCUUGGACCAAACAAGGCGGUUUUCCCAUCGUUUUUGUCAACAGAACCGGAAAUACUGUCACUUUAACACAGCAAAAGUACAUCCAACAAACACGUGCCAACGAUAUUUUCCUGAUUCCAAUUAGUUUCGCCACAAAAUCGCAUCCUAACUUCACCGAUACCUCACCCGUUGCCUUCAUGUUGGUCGAAAAACUUUCCUUCAAGAAUGAUACUUACCAUAAAUUCGCGGAAAAUGACUGGAUGGUCUUCAAUGUGCAAGAAACUGGCUACUACAGAGUCAAUUACGACGAAAAUUUGUGGCACCUGAUCGCGGAAAAGCUCGAUUCGGAGACUUUUGAGGACAUUCACGUGAUAAAUCGCGCUCAAAUUAUCGAUGACGUGCUAAAUUUGGCGAAAAAUGACAUGGUCAAGUACGAAAUUGUCUUCCAUGUGUUGCAAUAUCUCGAGAGGGAAGUUGAUUUCUUGCCUUGGUCUUCCGCUAACAAUGGCUUGAGUUAUUUGAACCGCAUGAUGACGGGAUCGGAUCAUUAUGGCAACUUCCAAAAGUACAUGGCGAAGCUCGUUGGACCGCUUUAUGAGACGUUGGGAAGUCAUGAUCUCGGAACGAAAGACGAUUUGAGCGAUAAAAAGGCGCGAUCCAUUGCUCUGAACUGGGCUUGUCUCAGUGGCGAGGAAAAAUGCAUCAAAGACACAAAAGCACGCGUUGAUAAAGUUUUAGAAGAUCCCGAAGUUGAAAUUGAGGCAAAUAUCCGUUCCGCUAUUUAUUGCAACGGAUUGCGACAAGCGACGCAAGAAACCUUCGAUAAUGCCCAAAAACGCUUGAAAGCCACGACAGACACGAAUUCCCGAAGAACAUUAAUAAACGGCAUGGGAUGCAUCGUCGACGCAAAGUUACAUCAACAAAACUUGCAAUUAACGUUAGACGCGGAAACUUACACAAAAGCGGAAAAAACUCGCGUUCUUCAAGCAAUUUACACAAGUGGCGGACGAGAUGGCGUCGAAGCUGUUAUUGACUUUUUCAGCGUUGAUUUUAAAGAAAUUGACGAUUUGUAUGGAGAAAACACAGUUCGCAACAAUAUUUUCUGGAUCGCGCCUUAUGUGACGUCAAAAAAUGUGUUUGGUAAAUUUGAAAAGUUGGUUGAUCAAAUGAUAGAAGAGAAAAUUUUGGCAGCUAGUGAGAAAGAGACGAUACUGGAAGAUCCGAAUGCGAAUAUGAAAUGGCUUGAAGAGAAUAAUGAGGAAAUUGGGGUGUUUUUCAAGGGAUAUUUUGGCAAUGGAGCUACGGGAUUAAUGAUUUCUUCGAGUAUUUUGGUGUUUUUGGGAGUUGUUUUGCAAAUUUUUAUGCAUUAA